AUGGCUUUUGAUAUUGACUUGAACGAACCUUAUAAUGAUUCCGACGGAGUUGCCGAUAGGUCACCGGUAAAUGAAAACAGAGCUAUGUUACCCAUCGACUUAAAUGUGCAGCCUUCCGAUGAAGAAUACAUUUUCGACUUGAACGUUGCUCCGUCACUUGAAGAUGAAUGCGGAAAUGAUGUUGAAAAUGUCACUGGUGGCCAUGGUUUAGACAACAACAUUCAUGAUAUCUUUGGAAGUGAAGCUGAUGAUAUAGGGACCCAAGAUGAUAUAAAUGGUGGAGAUGAAGACAUGCAUGACUUAUUUGGUGAAGAAGAUGAAGAUAUGGGUGAUGCAUUAAAUGAAGAGGCAAUUAUCGUUGAGGAAAUUCAACGAUCUAAUAACAAGCGUUCUUUUUUGGACAACAAUCAACGGAAGCUUGUUUCUCAUUUGUUGUUAAAUACAAGUUAUAAUGGAAAACUUUGUAAAGGGAUUGUCAAAACAUUGGCAUCUUAUUUUUCAGUCUCCAAAGAUGUUAUUUAUCGGAUUUGGAGGCAAAUAAAAAAAACAGCUGAUCCGUGUCAUAAGAAAACAAAAAAUUGUGGUCGAAAAAGGAUCCAAAUAGAUUUUGACAAAAUGCGCAAUGUUUCGUUAGCUAAGCGUAGCACUCUUCGAUCUUUACAAACUGUCUUGGGUCUCAAAACCAAGACAACUUUGCUGAAAUGCAUAAAAGAAGGGGUCUUACGCCGACAUUCGAAUGUGUUGAAACCAUAUUUGAAUGAUAGUAAUAAGAAAGCUCGUAUUGAAUUCUGCUUGGAUAUGCUUGAGGAGAGUAGCAUACCACAUGAUCCAGUGUUUAAACCUAUGUAUAAUGUUGUUCACAUAGAUGAAAAAUGGUUCUACAUAACCAAAAAGUCAUCCAGCUAUUACCUUCUUGGAGAUGAGGAUGAGCCACAUCGUAUGUGUAGGAACAAAAAUUACAUUGGUAAGGUAAUGUUUUUAGUUGUCGUGGCUAGGCCAAGAUUUGAUGAUGAUGGUAACGAGACAUUCUCAGGAAAAAUUGGUUGCUUUCCUAUAGUUCACAAGGUAGCAGCACAAAGGUCUAGCAUCAAUAGGCCUGCCGGGACACUUGAAACAAAACCAAUCAUUUCUAUAAACAGAGAAGUCACUAGAAUGAUGUAUAUCAACGAAGUUUUACCGGCCCUCAAAGAAAAAUGGCCACAAGAACAUGCACAUGAAACAAUUUACAUCCAACAAGAUAAUGCACCUUGUCACGUGCCUUUAGAUGAUGAAGAGUUUUGUAGAGCGGCUGCCGAUGGGGGUUUUGACAUUCGUUUAACUUUUCAACCUCCUAACUCUCCCGAUUUAAAUGUAUUGGAUUUGGGCUUUUUUUCUGCUAUUCAAUCAUUGCAGCAACAGGAAGUAACUAAUUCGGUUGAUGCACUUAUUGAAGCUGUGCAAAAAAUUUUUGAUGCUUUUUCCGCCCAAAGUUCGAACAACAUUUUUCUCACACUUCAAUCUUGUAUGACUGAGAUCAUGAAGGUGAAAGGAUCCAACAACUACAAAAUUCCUCACAUGGAGAAAGAGAAGUUGCUUAGGAGAGGCAUGUUACCCACUCAAUUAACAUGUGACCCAGAACUAUUUCAAGAAACUUUUGAGUACUUGUAUAAUGUUGAUGAAAUGUGA
Molecule: messenger RNA, 1665 nt
Organism: Medicago truncatula (barrel medic)
Lineage: Eukaryota; Viridiplantae; Streptophyta; Magnoliopsida; Fabales; Fabaceae
Exons: 3
Coding region: 1-1665 (554 amino acids)
Molecular function (GO): nucleic acid binding
Source: RefSeq, a predicted model, not a curated record